AGAAUCUCGGAUUCCCAUAGAGAAUCAUUAUUUUUGAUGGGUUUCCAUAGUAAGUCUGCCAAAAUAAUGAAUUCUCUUAGAGAAUUGUUAUUUUUGACGUGUUCCUAUAGUGGUUCCGCUAAAAUAAUAAUUUCUCUUAAAGAAUCAUCAAAUUUGUUCACUAAAAUAAUGAAUUCUCUUAGAGAAUUGUUAUUUUUGACAGGUUCCCAUAGCGGAGAAUUGUUACUUUUAACCAGUUCCCAUAGCGGGUUUGCCAAAAUAAUAAUUUAUCUUAAAGAAUCGUCAAAUUUGUGGGUCUGGUCUACCAAAAUAAUGAAUUCUCUUAGAGAAUCGUUAUUUUUUCAUGGGUUCCCAUGGAAAAUUCUGAAG
This is a messenger RNA of Funneliformis geosporum, 369 nucleotides long. The record is from the annotation of a GenBank genome assembly. Lineage: Eukaryota; Fungi; Glomeromycota; Glomeromycetes; Glomerales; Glomeraceae.